UGUCUGUGGCAAGGACUUUCAUUUUCAGGCGGGGUAGGUUGCCCACCAACAACACAAGGAAACGGGAAAAUAGAAUAAGAAUCGGCAGCACAAUCGCCAGCCAUCCUUUGAAGCAACGCAAUUUUCCGGAAAUAAAUCGCCAUUAUUGAGCACAAGAAAUACUAACAAGUAAAAUUGUAAAAGAAGGCACAGCAAGAGGCGCAUAGAAACAUUUCCAUACUCGAUGACAUUACAUCGCAAUGUCCGAUCGUUUGGGGCAAAUAACCAAGUCCAAGGAUGGGAAAAGCAAGUAUUCCUCACUCAGCCUAUUUGAUAAGUACAAGGGAAAGUCUAUAGAAACUCAGAAAACCGCAGCAGUUCCGCGACAUGGCUUACAGAGUCUUGGCAAAGUGGCCGCAGCCCGGCGCAUGCCCCCACCCGCUCACCUGCCGAGCCUGAAGUCAGAGAACAAAGGAAACGACCCCAACGUGAUUAUCGUGCCCAAAGACGGAACAGGAUGGGCAAACAAGCAGGAACAACCCGAUCAAAAGAGUUCCAUUGCAUCAACAGCACAGCUGCCGGAGUUGCAGCCGCAGCUGGCUUUACAGAAAUCUGUCUCCAAUCUCCAGAAGACCACACCGGUAGCCAGUCAGGAGAGCACAAACACAGGUGGACCAAAGCAAUGGGCCCAUCUAAAUGGAAAGGCCGUAGAACUAGAUGGUUUAAGGGCCUCAAACCGACUGCAGCCCUUCUCUCACGAGGAAUUUCCAACGCUGAAGGCUGCUGGGGAACAGGACAAGGCUGGCAAGGAAAGAAGCGCCUUCGAUCUGUCGUAUGGGCCCGGACCAAGCCUCCGCCCCCAGAAUGUGACGAGUUGGAGGGAGGGUGGUGGGAGGAACCUUGUGCCCUCAUCCCUGCCGGCCGGCCUACCCUCCGAGACCGAGGGCAAGGCCAGCAGCGUGGCUGAGACUGGGAGCUCCCCCCCUCCUCUUCCCCCCUCUGCCGCCUCCUCUAUCCUCUCUGCCCCCAUGGUCAGUCCCACCACUGCCACCAUUGUCAGCGCCCCUCCAGCCCCGGAGCCCAAGGAGAUCUCCCUGCGCCCCGCCCAGCCCCUCCGCAGGCCCGUCCCCCCUGCCCUGAACCAGCUCCACCACCCUACCACCAGCACCACCUACCACGACAUGCUACCUGCCUUUAUGUGCCCCAAAGAGACUUGUAAUGCUCCCGGCACUGCUGAACACACUGGCCCUGUCACUGUGGUCGCCCCAGUCCGCUUUGACAACAGGCCCACCUUCAGGCAGCCCUACCCCAACAACAACCAAGAGCCUGUCAACGGCGAGGUGGGGAGAGGAGAAAACCGCUUCAUCCGCGGGCCCCCGCGCAACCCCUCCUCCCGACCCAUCCGUCGACCCGGCGACAGACCCCCUCGUCCGGCCAUCAUCAACCCAGAGGACUUGAAGGAUCUGGAUGAGCUGGACAACGACUGUGAAGACGGCUGGGCAGGUAUCCAUGAAGAAGUCGAUUACGGCGAGAAACUCAAGUUCAGUGAUGAUGAGGAGGAGCACGCCGCUGGUGAAAAGAACAAGAUGUGGGCUGAAUGGGAGAACCAACGUCGCGAGCGCCAGUUGUCCCUGAGCUCAGGAGAGGGGCCAUACCCCCAGGAUGGCCCUGAGGAGGAGGCCUACCAGGAGCAGAUGGCCCACAGGAACACCAAUGGCAGGUUCCCCUCUGGAGAAGCACAGGCCCAGCAGAAGAGCUCCGGGUCGGGCAUGGCCCAACAGGGCGAGCCCCUGGAAGACCAGGAGGAGCGCCAGACCCAGGGCCCAGCCCGGGCCAAGUUUGUGUCACCUGAGCUCUCGGAGGCUGUGGAGAGAGCUCGCCGGCGCAGGGAGGAGGAGGAGAGACGUGCCCGCGAGGAAAGACUGGCCGCAUGCGCCGAGAAGCUCAAGAGGCUAGACGAGAAGUUUGGGAAGACUGAGAGGCAGUUGUCGAGGUCUGAGGAGGAAGCAAAGGACGAGGAGAACAAGGAGGCAGCGCUGUCCCCUGGAAGAGAGAGCAAAAACCACCCAGAGAGCUGGCAGUACGGCAUGAAAGACGCUGAGUGUCCCUUGGAGCACUCCCCUGGACAGCAGGACUACAGGGACGAGGGCACCUCGGGCUUCGCCUCCUACCGCAGCGAGGACGAUGCCGGGGCCGAACCAAACUCUCCCCUACCCGACUACGCCCACCACCAGGCCCCCAAGCCCCUCCCGCCCCGCUUCCAAAAGCAGCACCAGCAGCAGGAGCAAGUGUAUAAGAUGCAGCACUGGCAGCAGCAGUCUGGCCACCCUGCCCCCUCCGGCUCCAGCCACCCCCAGAGGGGCUACUACCCCCCACACGUGCUGGGCUUCGACCCCCGCUGGAUGAUGAUGCCCCCCUUCAUGGACCCCCGCAUGGCCCAGGGCCGCGCCCCUGUGGACUACUACCCUAACACUGUCCACUCUUCAGGAAUUAUGAAACCGCUGAUGCAGCCAGACCACCUGAACAGCCCAGGGUCCGCCUCUGACGAGGGCUGCCAUCCCAGCAUGCAUCAGGAAAGGAGGGCCCCCUCCACCGAGCCCUACCCUGUGUGGAACCAAGAUGGCUACCCCCCUCGCAGUUUCACCCCACCCUACCAGAGACUGCACGAGAGCUCAAACAGGAGCCAGCCAGAUGACCGGAUUGACAGGACCUGCUCCCAGCAGGACUCGUACGAAGAGAGGGGAAACGAGUGCCUAGACAACCCCUCUGACGACCUCUCCCAUCCGGCCUACCACCAGAGCAGAGGCCCUGACAGGGACCACCACUCGCACAACCAAGGCCUGCUCUCCACAGCCCCGAGCCGGCCCCAGCAGCAGCACGCAGACAGCGACUACCCCAAACAGGAGCCCAGAGACGGGCACCUGAAGGACAGCACUGACCCCCACGACGAUAUCUUUGACACCUCCAAGGAAAAGGGCUUUGACUCAGACUUCUGGAGGCGAGAUGGAGGCCAGAAGAAGGAAGGUGGUGUUGGUGUUCAGAACCAGUGGUCUGAUCCUGUCUCCACCUCCUCCGCCAGCAUUGUAAGCCAGCCGUCUGAGACCGGCGGUAGGACCCUGACCCGCAGGACCGGCCCCAUUAAAAAGCCUGUGCUCAAGGCCCUCAAAGUGGAAGACAAGGAGAACGAGAAGCCCAAAGUGGAGCCUGAGGAGAAGGUAGUCCCUUACCGCCUGGAGAAGGAGGUGCUCACCAACGUAUAUGACCUGAAGAAAGACAACCAGCCCCUAGUAAGUAACAGACGCUCGGCCUCGCCUGCUAUCGAGAAGCAGCCAGAAGAGAAGCAACACCAACCACAAGCACCUGCUAAAGUAGAGCGGCCAUCCAGUCCCCAUAGUGAGGAUUUGCCCAAGGAGAGCAGCUGGGACAGCGGGAAGAGCCAGUCCUCUAGAGAUGACCAGGAGAGCAGGGAGCCUGCCGCACCACGACGCAACAACUGGAUCUUCAUCGAUGAGGAGCAGGCCUUUGCCGGAGCCAGGGGAACGGGUAGAGGUCGAAGCCGUGGAGGCUUCAGGGAGUUCAGCUCCAGAGGAGACCGCGGUGGCCGGGGAGGCCGGGGCGGAGAGAACCCCAGAGGAGGCUACAACAAUAACAAUAGCAGGGACGCCGUUGGAGCUCAGAGACCAGGCAGAGGACUGCCCAGGGACUUUAAGGUGGAGGACCUGCAGCGGGGGAAGCCGAGGAGGCGCAACGUCAGCGAGACUCUGAGCGAGACCUCAGAGUACGAGGAGCUGCCCAAGCGGCGGCGCCAGAAGGGCUCUGAAAACGGAGAGGGUGGCAGCUACCCAGAGCAGGGAGAGAUCAGGAUUGCCGACAGAGACUCGUGGAGGUCGAACAAGGUGUACACGGAAGACCAGGCGGCUAGCGACACCCGAGACAAAGCCAAGGCCAGCAGCAGGGGGUUCGGAGGCGGUGGCCGCUCGCUGCCUCCCAGACUCGACGCUGGCAGGGGCUACAACACCGGCCGGGGGUUCAACAACAGCUCCAGAGACACCUCCACCUGGAGGGGCCGGGGGACCCAGUUCGGCAACGGCGGGGGGCUCAUGCAGGAGAACGGCUAUGGCCCGGGCACCGAGACCUUCUCCAGGAGACCACCACCACCUGCGGAGCGCGAGCCUCUCAAAUACACCCCCAAGUUUACCGGCUCUACCGGUUCCUUCAUGGAGAAUGGCACAGAGGACCGGUGCGUGGAGGGUGAGUACUACAUAGACAACGACAACCCUGGACAACAGCCGUUGAGAAGACGGCGGCCGCCACGCCAGGACAAACCCCCGCGCUUCCGCCGAUUACGUCAAGAGAGGGAGCCCGGCAGUGGCCAGUGGACCAGCGACGAGUACAUCAAUGGAUCGGACGGAUUCGCCAACCCCUGGCCGGGCCGCUCAAAGGAGGGAGGUAGAGAGGACGGCUGGCCCAGUGGCCACUACUCCGGAGGGGGAGGUAGGUCCGGUGGUCAGCACGGCCAGGCUGAGGACUGGGAGACUGGCUCGGAGAACAGCGACUUCAACGACUGGAGGGAGAAGCGAGGUGGAGGGCAGCAGCAGCAAGCCCAUGGGGGAGAUGUGCACUCAGACUCUGGCCACGGGGAGCUUGGCUCUGUGGAGAAGAGGGAGCUGGCCAAGAGGAGCUUCUCCAGCCAGCGCCCCCUGGUGGACCGGCAGAACAGGAAGGGAGAGCCGGCCCUACUGGAAGGGAACAAGAUGACACGUUCCUCAGAGAACCCCAACGCACCGCCCUCCUGCAACAGGAACGACGGCUGGCAGAACGGAGGGGCCUCCAACCAUAGGAGGAACAAAGAGGAGUCAGGCCUAGUCUACUGUGUCGAGCAGUCUGAGGAGGGACACCAGCCCAACGAACCCUCAGGGAAGAAGCUGGACAAGGAGCUGAAGACUCGGUCUGUGAAGGGAGACCUGGCCGAACCAUUGUCUCUGUACGACCUCAACAGCUACCACAUUGAGGGGGAUGCUGGGGGUUCCAGUCCAGACGGGUUCCAGGACCUGUCCAAGAAACAGCAGCGUCGUCUUCCACAGGAAGACGACAGGAGGAGGAAGGAACAUGGAGCUCCGGUGCCAUUGAAGAACAGACCGAUCACCUCCAAGAUGCCCCCACGGUUUGCCAAGAAGCAGGGAGGCAUGACCAUGGAUCAGGCAGAGGAGGGCCUCUCUGCCAACAACCUGGGCACUGAGAUUUGGGAGACCAACAGCUCAGCUCUGUCAGUCCAGUCAUCUGGAGGAGACUCGUGGACCAAGCAGGUGUCCUAUACAGGCAGCGAGCCUAACUCUGAGGACUCUGAUGCUGGGCCUGAGCAGAGCAAGGAGCAGCACAAGCCCGGCCCCAUCGGCAACGAGCGCUCGCUCAAGCACCGCAAAGGCUCGGAGGGUCUGGAGGGCGGGCCCAUUACGCCCGUCAACGGCGUGAAUCUCCACGUGGACACAGUGCUGCCCGUGCCGCCCAUAGAGUUUGGCGUCAGCGCCAAGGACUCUGACUUCAGCCUACCGGCCAGGUCCACCCCAGUGCCUGUGUCCAACCCCGUCACCAAGCUGCAGGACGCCCUUGCCAGCAACCCGGCCCUGACCCAGGCCAUCCCCAUGCUGUGUAGAGACCACCUGCAGCCUGGCAUCAACCUCAACCCCAUCUCUUUCCCCAGCGCUGACCUCACACUCAAGAUGGAGUCGGCCCGUAAGGCGUGGGAGAACUCCCAGUCUCUCCCUGAGCAGGGCUCUCCUGUUGGGGGUGCUGUUGGUGCCCAGCCCCCCUGCAGCGUGGGCUCCUCCAGUGGGGUCAGCUACAGCUCCUUCGGAGGGGUGUCCAUGCCCCCCAUGCCUGUGGCCUCCGUGGCGCCUUCCAUGUCCAUGCAGGGUAACCAUAUCCCCCCGCUGUAUCUGGACGGCCAUGUCUUUCCCAGCCAGCCUCGUCUGGUGCCCCCAACCAUGACCCAGCAGCAGAGCUACCAACAGGCGGCUGCCCAGCAGAUCCCCAUCUCCCUGCACACCUCUCUGCAGGCCCAGGCCCAGCUUGGUCUCCGGGGGGGCCUGCCUGUCUCACAGUCCCAGGAGAUGUUCAACUCCAUCCCCCCCUUCAGGUCCCAGGUGUACAUGCACCCCAAUCUGUCCCAGCCCAGCCCCAUGGUGCUGUCAGGUGGUGGCCCCCUCAAGGGGCCCUACUCGGCCUUCCCAGGCAUGCAGCCGUCGGAUAUGGUCAAGCCCCAGUCGGGCUCCCACUACCAGCCAAUGAAUGGUAGCCAGGCCAUGGUCUACGAUGGCCAGAUGAACCAGGGCCCUGGCAUGGGCUCCUCCCAGCUCAUGGACUCCCAGCUCAUCCAGGUGACCAUGCCCUUGCCGGGCUCCCAGCUGCGUUAUGGCUCUGCCCAGCAGCACCUCAUCCUGCCCCAGUCCAUCCAGCUCCAGCAGGGCCAGAACCUCUCCGUGGGAGCCGCCCGCAGGAUGCUCCCCCCUGGCUCCCAGCCCCCCGUCAUGACCGGCAGCAGAGAGAAUUUCCCAAUGUCUACUGGCCCGUAUACUACUUACAAGACCUCCCAGAUGGAAAUGAAAGGCUUUCAGUUCCCUGACAAGCCCAAUCACUCCCAGGGCAUGCCCGGAGGAUACAACAGACCAGGGUCUGCCAGCCCCAGUGGGAAGCCGUCUGGCCCCGUGCCUGGACAUUACACCCAGCAGAAGACGACCUCCAUGCAGGCUGUUCAGCAGCGAGGCUGGGCCUGCAGUGGCCCUGGCCUGACCUGUAGUUGCUGCUACAGAGACCCAGCCACCGGCUGGUUUGAGGCCCCGCUGUGCCCCCUCCACGGCAAGGUCCCCCCUCCUCAGGGCAGCAUGGUUAUGCACAUGCGUCCCCCCACCACCGGCCCUUUCCCCACCCCCAUCCAGAGACCUGUCAUGCAGGUCAACAAGACCGUCAUCAUCCGCUCCCCCCCUUACCCCAACUCCGGGCGCGAGCCCCCACACUCCACACCCCCCUUGGCCCCCGAGCCCCCCGUCAAGGGGCCGGAGGAUGGCAUGAAGGUGAGCCACCCACUGUAAAUACAGCCCUGAGGGAUAGGUGUCAGCUGGUGGGUGAGGGGAGAAGGCACUGUCGGGAGGCCUGAUGACCAGCAACCUCCAGGAGCCCCUUCAUGGCUGGCAGGGCAAACCAGCACCAUGCACCGGAGCCAUCAAACCCCAGGCCAUCAAAGUGGAAGAGGGCAAGGCAUAGCAACGGACCUUAAACCUCCUUUUAACCUUCACGAAGCCUGCUUCUGAAAGACACAACCCCCUGCCUCCUCCCUCGGCCCACCUCUCAGCCUUCUAUCACGAACUCCCAGAACCGGACACCAACUUUCAGAACCGGACACUAUUAUUAUUAUUAUUAUUAUUAUUAUUAAACACCACAUAUAGAGAUAUAAAUAUAUAUAAAUAUAUACAUAGACACAAUAGUUUGGGACACUCUUCUAAGCAGACUCUUCAAUGUCCUCUUUAUUUAUUAACGUUCAUGUCCUUUUUGAGAGAAGAAUAAUGGUAACAAAAAAAAAUAUUUAAAAAAAUCACGUUUUCUGUGUUGCUCGCCAGUUACUCGCCAUCAAAGUCCGAAAAAGGAAACGGCCAUCUCCUGCAGGUAGUUCACUUUCGUAGUUCACCCCUUUUUUGACAAACUGAACUUACCUUUUUGGACUGUAGCCUUGUAGAUGAGGCAGGCACUUGACAUGUCACUAAAAGAAAGCAAAUCUGUAUGCGUUGAAAAAAAAAUAAUUGCAGAGCGGCACAUUUUGUUUUUUUCCCCCCAACUUUCACAUUUUUCGCCGGUAACCGUGGAGUUUUAAUAUUUUUUUUUGUCACCAUUGCCUAUUUGCUCUAUUAAAGGACUCCUUUUAUUCAAUAAAAAAAUUCCUUCAAACCCAGAUUUGAGGACAUUGUGUGUAGACGUGGAAAGGCGUGACCCGGGGUGUGUCGCCCUCCCAGGGUACUUCACACAGCUCGUGAACUGUGACAAAACUGCUUAGAUUGUUAGAAAAUGUUUCCGUUAUUUUUAAAAGGCCGUUUUUUGCUUUUAUGUCGCUCUCUGGCCUUUAUGGAUUUCCUAUUUUAGAGAAAUCAUGUUGCCUCAUUUGAAGCUUCCCUGGCAUUGAUGCAGUGUGUGCAUGUGAUGUACUGAACGUGUGUUAACUGCAGGGCCUGAUCCAGGACCCUGUCACAAAAUUUCAAAAGGCUCUGAAGUCAGUGGACAUGUGCCGCCGCAGUGUGUGUGUGGUUUUGAUCAACCAUGCUGGCAAAAAAUGUGGGGUUAUUCUUUAGUGUUGGGGCGUGAGGGCGGGCUUCAUUGACUUACUGUACGAUCCCAAUAGCUGAUUCAAAUGAUUCUAUCACUAUCCUUUUCAUUGUAAUGCGUUGUUGAAAUCUGAAUUCACAUCUGAUACAUGUCAAGUGAUUUUUAUAUCGCUCUCCUGGAGUGUUUUUGCUUUUGCUCCUAGCGCUAUUAUAAACACAUCUGUAUAAUUUUUUUCAACACAACUCGAUGGAAAGGUCGGCGGGGUUAGUGAAGAAAUGAGUAGGCACACCUCCCUAGUGAACAUUUAGCACCAUGUAAGGUCUCCGGGUAAUAAAUGCAGCUUAACUGUAACUCUCAAUCUCAAUCAGGGUCCAAAUAUGUUACAAUUUGAUGGAGGGGGUUUAGAGUUUAGAGAUGCUUGAUGAAUUUGUAUUAUCUUAGCAGACAUAUUUUUUGUGAACGCUGCAGUUGCUUUGGGCUCUCAGAAGGAAUAUUAAAGCAUUUCUGUUUUGUUAGAAAAAAGUGAACUGUUGGCAUCGCAUCAUGUGUUUUUUUUUUUUUUGGGGGGUCACUCAUUUUGAAAGUCAUAUUUACUAUUACAAUGUCAUAACUGCUUAGAAAUGUUCAUGCUUAUUAUAAUGCUCCAUGACACUACAAAAUGUUCACUCAUCUUUAUGUUGCUGUCUGUACAUGAUGCAUACCUGUUCAAUUAUAUUCAGAGUUGUGGUCAGUCAGGGAGGGUGGGAGUCUAAAAACCAUAUGUUUGAUUUAUAUAUUGUAUCACUAAUAAAAGGAUAAAUGUUUAAAAGGUCACUGAUGUUCUCACAGGGUGGACUGCUUUAACUUGUGAAUUGGCUUAUUGGACGUUGUGAUGGCUUCCCUGCUUUUUGCUGUGACCCUGUCAGUUUUUGGACAGGGACUGGAAGGUGGACACUGAAACCUCUUAUACACACCUGAGAAACUGCAUUUGGUUUCUGCCUGCGCUCGACUUCUAUUACUGUACCUACACCAAGAUAUCACCAUGAUACUUAUUUUUUUUGUACUUUUAAGAUUCAAAUGUCAGUUUUUGUCAGAGGACCAGUGCACUCGAACUGAUCCAACAGUCUAUUUAUCCUUCCUGAUGUUUAUCCUUUCAGAUAUAUGAUCAUAUUCGCCCUUUUCCUUGUUAAGAGCUUAUUGAGAGAAAAUAAAGCGGUUGUGCUUUUUCCAAA
Coregonus clupeaformis (lake whitefish) is the source of this 9500-nucleotide messenger RNA. Its product is annotated as protein PRRC2B. Gene Ontology annotation, biological process: cell differentiation. Lineage: Eukaryota; Metazoa; Chordata; Actinopteri; Salmoniformes; Salmonidae. The transcript has 30 exons. The coding region runs from base 240 to 7067 and encodes 2275 amino acids. The record is from RefSeq and is a predicted model, not a curated record.